UACAGAAGUAGCAGACACGAAACCCGAACCACCCCAGGUUCGCUCUUCGCAUCGACAUCGUCCGCCCCUCCCCCCAAAUCCCGAAAGAUUGUCCGCUCGCAUCGUGACCAUGUCGGCCCGACAUGCGCUGCCGGCACCAAUUGGGCGCCGCGCAGCCCAGUAAUAUGACGAAGCCCUUGUCCACCAGGUCGUGUUGCAGACCAACCGGGGCCAUGGAGACUUGCAACUUGACCCCGCCGCCGUCGCGCCGCCUCUCCGACUCUUUGCCCGACGGCGAAUUACCGUGUCGGUCGGUUGAUGAGCGCCCAUCCACACCAUGCCGUGCCAUGGGGGUCGCGGUCGUGAGUGCGACUUAUAUAUCUCGUGUGUGAGAGAGAGAGGGAGAGACGAGACGUCCGAUUGUAGUCUCCCCCUCCCCCCUUCUCCCUCCCCCAACUUGCGCUCCUCCCGCGCUCCCUUACUGCCAAAGCAAAAGCAUUGCCGCACGAGAGAAAGCCAUCGACACCAUGGGGUCCAAAGCCGUCGAGCCACAGCUGCGCAGCUGGUGGAAGGAGAGCUCCGUCUAUCAGAUCUAUCCGGCGUCCUUCCAGGACUCGACCGGGACUGGCAUCGGCGACCUCAAGGGCAUCAUCUCGCGCGUCGACUACCUCAAGGACCUCGGCGUCGACAUCGUGUGGCUGUCGCCCAUCUUCAAGAGCCCCCAGCAUGACAUGGUAUGCGCAUGCCGCCACACCGUCUCCGGAGUGUGAAGAAGACGCUCGCGAUCUUGUUUGUUCCCCGGGCGGGCCGCCUACUUUGCUGACACGGCGCGAACCCUUCUCCUCGUCUCACAGGGCUACGACAUCAGCGACUACAAGUCCAUUGACCCUCCCUACGGCGACAUCUCCGACGUCGAUGUCCUGCGUGACAGGCUGCACGAGCGCGGCAUGAAGCUCGUCCUCGACCUCGUCAUGAACCAUACCAGUGAUGAGCACCCCUGGUUCCAAGAGUCGCGCAAGUCAAAGCACAACAACCCCUUCCGCGACUGGUACGUCUGGCGCCCGCCGCGCUACGACGCCCAGGGUAACCGCCAGCCCCCCAACAACUGGGAGAGCCACUUCCAGGGCAGCGCCUGGGAGUACGACGAGGCCACCGACGAGUACUACCUGCGCCUCUUCUGCCGCGAGCAGCCCGACCUCAACUGGGAGAACCCGGCCGUCCGCGCCGCCGCACACGACGUCAUGCGCUUCUGGCUCGACCGCGGUGCCGAUGGCUUCCGCAUGGACGUCAUCAACUUCAUCAGCAAGGACCAGUCCUUCCCGGACUCGGACGAGCCCAUCCUCAAGGGCCACGAGUUCUACGCCUGCGGGCCCAGGCUGCACGAGUAUCUCAAGGAGCUGGGCGCCAUCCUCAAGGAGUACGACGCCUUUAGCGUCGGCGAGAUGCCCUGCGUUACCGACCCGGACGAGAUCAUGAAGGCCGUCGGCGCGGGCCGCGACGAGCUGAGCAUGAUAUUCCAUUUUGAGCUAAUGGACAUCGACUACGGGUCCAAGGGCAAAUUCUCUCCCGGGACCUGGCGCCUGUCCCAGCUCAAGCAGAUUGCCAACAAGUGGCAGAGACUCAUGUACGAUCGCAAUGGCUGGAACGCCCUCUAUCUCGAGAACCACGACCAGCCGCGUUCCGUCACCCGCUUCGCCAGCGACGCCCCGGAGCACCGCGAGGCGAGCGCCAAGCUCAUUGCCAUCUUCCUCGGCUUCCAGGCCGGCACCCCCUUCAUCUACCAAGGCCAGGAGAUUGGUAUGACCAACGUGCCAAAGGACUGGACCAUGGACGAGUACAAGGACAUUGACUGCGUCAACCACUGGGCCCUGUACAAGGACACAGCAGACGAGGAGACCAAGGCCAUGCUCAAGGCCGAGUACCAGAAGAAGUCGCGCGACAACGCCCGCACGCCCAUGCAGUGGGACGCCAGCCCCCACGCCGGCUUCACCACCGCCGGCGCCACGCCCUGGAUGCGCGUCAACGACAACUUCGAGGCCGUCAACGCCGCGUCCCAGACGUCGGACCCGCGCUCCGUCUUCCACACCUGGCGCCGCGUCCUCGAGCAGCGCAAGGCCCUCAAGGACGUCUUCGUCUACGGCGACUUCGCGCUAGUCGACGAGGCCAGCGAGACCGUCUUUGCGUACGAGCGCAGGGCCAGCGCCGCCGACGGUGGAGGCGUCGCGGCGCUCGUCGUCUGCAACUUCUCCGGCGCGGACGAGACGUGGAAGUGGGAGGGCAAGGCCCGCGAGGUGCUGGUCAGCUCGGCGGGCAAGGAUGUGAAGGACGUCAACGCUGGGGGGAUUCGCCUCGGGCCGUGGGAGGCGAUUGCGCUGCUGCUAUAAUGGGCGGGCAUUUUCAUACAUGCAUGAAGGACCAGAGAUCCGCGGACAUAAGGCACGGGUUGCUGCAACAAGACGACGUGGUAUCAACCGCAAUAUAUGCCCGGAAUUUUAAUGCCAAGCGAGAAGCCAAGUGCUGUUGGCAGUAGCAAAUCAACUCCUCAC
Purpureocillium takamizusanense is the source of this 2525-nucleotide messenger RNA. RefSeq lists its product as uncharacterized. The transcript is spliced from 3 exons. Gene Ontology annotation, biological process: oligosaccharide catabolic process. Bases 927 to 2363 code for a protein of 478 amino acids. Gene Ontology annotation, molecular function: alpha-amylase activity. The record is from RefSeq and is a predicted model, not a curated record. Lineage: Eukaryota; Fungi; Ascomycota; Sordariomycetes; Hypocreales; Ophiocordycipitaceae.